Messenger RNA from Telopea speciosissima, 887 nucleotides. RefSeq lists its product as uncharacterized. The record is from RefSeq and is a predicted model, not a curated record. The transcript has 6 exons. The coding region runs from base 21 to 698 and encodes 225 amino acids. Lineage: Eukaryota; Viridiplantae; Streptophyta; Magnoliopsida; Proteales; Proteaceae.
CAGCUAGAGGGGCGUAGAAGAUGUAUUCAUUGAGUAGAAAUGUGAUGAGAUUGAGCGCUUCGCUCCACAAUGGUAAACCAAAUCAAGAAGGCCUUCAGGUUCUUCUAUGGGAAACGCCGAGACAUUUUUCCAGUGAAUCUGAAGAGCCGAAGAAGGAGCCAUCCAUUGAUCCAUUUCUUCAGCGCUCAAGCAGCGGUAUGGUCUUUGGAAGACUAGUUGGCUCUCCAAGAAACACAAUCAAGACCGAUAUUAUCAAUUUGUUGGAAGGGUGUAAUUUGACGCCACAGGAUAUUAAAUUCGAAUACAACCGGGCUUAUUCUCCAACCUCUGUGAUGGUUCAGUUUCCCUCGCGAGCUGUUUUUGACUCUGCUAUACGGUCGAUUGGUAGGAAGGGAAGGCUGUACAGGCUGGAUAAGGCAGAUCGUAGCCAAUGGGAUUUGCUCACAGCAUAUGAUGGAAAAGUUGCAUUACUGCAAGGACUUCCUCGCAAUGCACUUCCAGAGGAUGUAGAGCGGUUCCUGUCUGGUUGUGAUUUUGAUGCUUCUAGCCUCCAGAUGUUUGUUAGGCCAGCAUUCCCAGAUCCUAUCCGGUUGGCACUGGUGAACUUUCCAUCACAGACCCAGGCAAUGCAUGCUGCCCUUGUGAAGAACAGAAGCUUUUGUCUCAAUAAUCAAGUCACAGUACGGGUUCUUCAAUAAGGAUGCUUGUUCUUGCUGGAUCUUAUUGGUGUAUUUUGCUACGAACUGUACUAUAUGGUUACAGUUCUAGGAUUACUACAAAUUUGUGCCUGAAGGUAGAAUGUUUGGAUAUUGUUUGUCAUGUUCUCAAGCUUGUUUCCUUUCCAGUUUCUCAGAGGUAUUAUUAUUGAUUUGACUGCAGCUUUGACA